ACUCCAAAGAGUCUAGAGAUUUACAUCACAUCCUUCUCCAGAUAUUGCAUCAUCUUGGUGAAAUCUAUACUCUACUCCUAAGAGUAUAGAUUUACGUUAAUUAUUCCCAAGCAGUCGGUAGAAUUUACUAUCUGACCUGGAAGAAGCUAUAUAUCCCAACUAGAUAAAGAAUUGAGCAAAUCUAAAAAAAUUGUUGAUCGUUUGAAAUUCAGUUAUGAUCACUUAGAAAAACAAUACAAGGAGUGCUUUUUAUAUUGUGCAUUGUAUCCUGAGGAUCAUGAAAUCAGAAAAGAGGAGUUGAUUGAGUUUUGGAUUGAGGAGGGAUUUAUUGAAGAUGAAAGUGGGUCUCGGCACUCAAUGAUUUAUAAGGGCCAUUCUAUUAUUCAGAAGUUGAUAGACAAUUGCAUGUUGGAAUCAGUUAAAAAAAGUUACGAUGGACGUAGAUUGAUACAGCUUCAAACAAUUAAAAUCAAAAACAAAGAUUGGGUGAGUAUGCAUGAUCUUCUCCGAGAAAUGGCAUUGAAGAUUAUUCAUCCUCAAUUCAUGGUGAAAGCUGGCAUGGCCUUGGAAGAGCUACUGGAGGAGGAUGAAUGGAGAGACGAUCUUUUAAAGGUUUCUUUAAUGAAUAAUAACAUUAGAGAAAUUCCUUCAAGCAUGUCGUCUCCCAAGUGUCCAAUGCUCACAACCUUGUUGUUGUCCAAUAACAAUAUUACAACAAUUCCAGAUGCAUUUUUUAAUCAUAUGCGUGGGCUGAAGAUCCUUGAUCUUUCUAACAAUUACAAGCUAGAUAGGCUGCCGAGAUCUGUUUCCAAAUUAGAGAAUCUUACCACACUACUGUUGGAGAAUUGUAAGUUCUUAAAAGAAGUACCAUCUUUAUCCAAUCUUAGAGGCUUAAGAAAGUUAAACCUUUAUGGAACAUCAAUUGAAGAACUACCCCAAGGCCUCUUCAUGUUAACCAAUCUAAAAUAUCUUUGGCUUGGUGGAAGUUUAUCUGAUAUACCUGACGGAUUGCUACGAAAUCUCUCCAAACUUCAGUGUCUAGGAGUAGAUGGGACUAUACCAUUGAAAGGGGAGGAGAUUGGAAGAUUGAGGAAGUUGGAAUCUCUUGAUGGCCGGUUGUCUACGCUGGAUGAUAUGAGCCUCUUUGUUAAGUCUGAAAGAAAGUUUUUAAAUCAAUACACAAUUUUUGUUGGAAGCUACAGUCCACGUGAUUAUUCCCUUGAAAACGAAACCAUUUCAAAUGUUGUGAAAUCAAUUGUAUGCUGUCAUAUUGAUAUAUGUGAGGUGCCUAACUGGUUACCAUCUGAUGCACAAGGCUUCUACAUCAAGGAUUGCAAGGAUGUGAGAAGCUUGGACGACAUUUCUGGCUUUCAAGAAGCAACCGACUUGCGGCACUGCACCGUUGAUGGAUGUGAUGGCCUGGAGUUUGUUGUUUCCUCGCGCUGCUUAAAGCCACUCCAAAACCUUGAGUCCCUAUACCUUUAUAAUCUGAAAAAAUUGAAUGCAGUGGUUGGGGUAGUAGAAGCAAUUGCCAAGUCAGCACCGCUGCCAGCUGGCACUUUUUCUUUUCUUCAAAAAAUUGAAGUUGUGGGAUGUGAAAAAAUAAAGAAGUUAUUGCCACUUAGGUUGUUGUGGUAUCUCCAGAAUCUACAAACCAUAAAGGUUAGGCAUUGUGUUCAAAUGGAGGAGAUAAUAUGGUCCGAAUAUGAAGGAGAAAAAGCCCUAGAAAAACUCACUCUACCAAAGUUAGAAAGGGUGAUAUUGCAGUACUUACCCGCAUUGAAGAGCAUCUACAGUUGCUCUACUAUUGUCUUGAUCUGUGAUUCCCUCAAAAGGAUUGAAAUUAGGGGGUGCCAAGAAAUAGAGAGUGUUUUUUGGAGGGGGUUUAACCCACUUCCGACCCUUGAGCAUCUGGACCUUUGCUACUUAAUGAAUUUGAAAUCUGUGUUUGAUGAAGAAAUUCUUGGUUUAUCGGCCCGUCCCACCAACUUGUUCUCUCUUAAAAAAAUUUUUGUGAAAUGGUGUCCUAAAUUAAAGAAAGUAUUUUCAUCUGGAUGGCUGCUUGGCUACUUCCAAUCUCUAGAGACUAUUGCAGUUGAUUCCUGUGCCCAAAUGGAGGAGGUGAUAUCAUCAUCGACCUAUGAAGAAAAAGAAGCCCUAGAAAAAAUCACUUUACCGAAGCUCCAAAGGUUAGAAUUAUCUCGGUUGCCCGAAUUGAAGAGCAUCUGCUGAUUCGCGACUGUAAAAAGCUAAAGAGGAUUCCUCUGCAUCUUUCCUCACUUGACAAUGGCCAGCCUUCUUCCCUCAAAGAAAUUGACAUAGCACAAAAGAAUGUUGGGAAUCAUUGGAAUGGGACCAAUCCAAUGCAAAGGGUGUCCUUUCUACUUUCUGUAAAUUUCACCGUGACAGCAACAAUGACAUUGAUGAUGAAGAAGAAAUGUUUGAUAACGACAACAAUGAUGAUGAAGAAUCUCUUAAGAUGGGCUAAGAAGCAAAGGAGUGCAGGCUCUUUGGUGAUUGGGCGGUGCAAAUCAGCGAAGCUGGAGCUGGACUCUGUUACCACGAGAAAGCUGGAGAAAAUCACAUUUGCUUCCACCUGUUAUUGUUGUUGGGUUUUCAAUUUAGUAUAGAUACGCUUGCUGUUUUCUGUUUUUCUUUUCUUCUUCCCUUUUUUUUUUUUUGUGCUGUGCAUUUAAAUAUGUUCAAAUUCUAAGUGGAACUGUUUGUUUCUUAUCUGUGUAAUUUUGUCUUUCAAACCUGUGUCUUUUUGCAAGGUAAGUAAUACAUUGCACUCACUCUCUCUCUCUCUCUCUCUCUCUCUCUCUCUCUCUCUCUCAUACAAACACACACACACAAAUGCUGGAGAAGCUCCCUUUCUUUCAGUUUAAGGCAAAUGUUGAAGGAAAACCUUAAUCUACCUAGAAAAAUGUUCAAUGCAAAGUACUUUGUAUAUUUUCUGCAUUUUUAGCUACUAACUUGUAUUGACUCAACAUUAUCAUUUGUCUUUUCUUUUCUUGUUGCACACAGGGUUCUCUGUUGUCAGCUUUGACACAAUUUGCCUUCUUAACAAGUGACGACCAAGCAAUAACUGUGGGAUUUGUUGGGUAUCCUAAUGAUGGAAAGUCUUCCAUUAUUAACACAGGUCCUAAAAAUGUAAUGUGCUGCCUCUUUAUGGCUUCUUCUGUUGCAUUAUUCAUGAAAAUUUGUGUUUCUAUGCCCUUGAAUGUUGAAGAGAUAAAUGUGCCCAUCACUAUGUUCCAAACUCUAUCCAACAUGUUUAUUAACUCUUAUCUAAAAUCUGAUUUCUUUGGAUGCUUUUAAGUGGUAUCUAUCUACUUCGUUUAUAAGGUCAGUGGUUCAGCUAAUAUAAUUGUUUGCUUUUCUAAAAGGUUUGCAAAGUUGCUCGAUUCCUGGGUAGACUAAGUUGUGGCAGUACAUAACACUCACAAAAAGGAUCUCGAUUGACUGCCCUGGAGUUGUUUACUAGAACAGUGACUCUGAAACAAAUAUUGUACUGAAGGGUAUGCCAUGUUCGAUCAGCUAAUUGCCUGCACUUUUUUCUGCCCUUCACAAUAGUGAGGCAAUGGUAUGUUUAAUUUAUUGUUAUUUCUCAGAGCAACUACAGCAAGAAUUGAGUACCUAGUUCCCUGGAGAAAAGGAAAUCCUAUGGAAUUUCUAGUGAUAAUUUAUAUAUAAACAAACCUAAAAAAAGCUU
Messenger RNA from Rubroshorea leprosula, 3715 nucleotides. Lineage: Eukaryota; Viridiplantae; Streptophyta; Magnoliopsida; Malvales; Dipterocarpaceae. The record is from the annotation of a GenBank genome assembly.